This is a messenger RNA of Trametes versicolor FP-101664 SS1, 837 nucleotides long. RefSeq lists its product as uncharacterized. The record is from RefSeq and is a predicted model, not a curated record. Lineage: Eukaryota; Fungi; Basidiomycota; Agaricomycetes; Polyporales; Polyporaceae. The transcript is spliced from 6 exons. The coding region runs from base 1 to 837 and encodes 278 amino acids.
AUGUCUACGCCUCGCUGCAAGUUUUCUAUCGAUAUCCUUCUGAUCGUGCCCGUGCAAUAUGAGCGCAAUUACAAGGAGAAAACGCGCUGGGAAGCUUCGAACAUGCAAGCACCGCCUCUGCAGGCCGACGCCUUCCGCACUCUUCAUCUACGUCUGCGGUUCUGCUUUCGAACCAUCUAUACCAAGAUCAUGGGCGUUUUCUGCUGGAUCAUUCUUGGGCUGCUCCUCUUCGUCUAUCUGAGGCAGCUUCCGUCUCACAAGUUGCACGUACUAAACCGUGAUUUAGAAGAAGUGCGCUCGUAUUUUACAUGCGCGGUCGAGGAGGGCCUGUUAAGCGGGUCGUACGCGGACGACUACCGCUUUGAGCUACACAAACUGCAGCGCGAGACAGAAAAACUGCGUCUCAUCAUGAUGGACGUCUGGCCGUUUUCUCCCCGCGACUUCUUCCACAUGCUCAGCGGCGUGACCAAGCAAUGCUACAAACUCUGCGACGACAUCGAAAUCUUCCGCAACAAGCUCAGGGGUGCAACCUCGUACGAAAGAUUUCAUCGCGACAUAUACAGGAUAACGACGCCCCCACCGUCGACGCCAACCUGUGACUCCACUACGGACGAUAUCGUGGCCAUGUCUACGCCUACUCCGUCCGCUCCGGCGCCCCCCAGCGCCAGCGCCCCGCUCACCCCCACCUACUCCAUGCCUGCCUUCGCCACUUCGCCCACCCCCACCGCCUCUUGGCCAGAUAAGUCCACGCUUACACCCAUCACUGAUACCCUCGGACAUCAUUGCCCUCCUGGACCGCACCUCAUACCCGCUAUCCAUACCACUUACUCUCUCUGA